AGAUCAUUUGUUUUUACAUAAAUUUUGCAGGUGAAAUACCGAAAGAGGUAAGCAAUCUCAUUGAGUUGGAGGAGUGUAAUCUAGAGGAUAACAGAUUCAGUGGUUCGUUUCCAAUAGGGAUUUUCAACAUCUCAGGACUGAGAUUGAUUGAUCUUACACUUAGUACUCUAUCGGGAACUCUCCCAUCGAAUAUAGGUUCGACACUUCCCAACAUUGAACUUCUUUAUCUUGGUGGCCUAACUAAUCUUGCUGGGAGUAUACCUCAUUCCCUCUCGAAUUGUUCAAAACUUACAACUCUAGACCUUGCUUUGAACAAACUCUCUGGCUCGAUUCCCAACUCUCUUGGAGAUUUGGCACUCCUAGAGACCCUAAACUUAAGGGGAAACAACUUAAGCAGUGACCAGUCUUCUCAAGAACUUAGCUUCUUAACUUCCUUGACAAAAUGUAGAAAUCUAAAGGAGCUUAGUCUUUCCUAUAACCCCCUAAAUGGUAUGCUUCCAGCCUCAGUUGGAAACCUUUCCACUUCUCUUGAAAAGGUUUUAGCUUCUGAUUGCCAAAUCAAAGGUGGAAUUCCAAGUGAAAUUGGGAAUUUAAGCAGCUUAAUCUUCUUGUAUCUAUACAAGAACAUCUUGACUGGACCAAUUCCCAUGACACUAGGCAAUUUAAGCAGGCUACAAAUACUGUCCCUGGCCAAGAAUAAGCUAACAGGAUCUAUUGGAGAUAACCUAUGUAAAUUGCAGAACUUGGGUGAAAUAUACUUGGGUGAAAAUCAGUUCUCAGGGCUUGUUCCUAAAUGUUUAGGGAAUGUUACUUCCCUUAGGGUGAUACAACUCAAUUUUAACAGAUUGAGUUCUACUAUACCAGCAAGCUUAGGUCACCUCAAAGAUCUUCUGGAGCUCGACUUAUCAUCUAACAACAUGAGUGGUUCUUUACCUACAGAAAUUGGAAAUAUAAAGGCUGCAGUACAUAUAGAUCUUUCGCAGAAUCAAUUUUCAAAUGGUAUUCCUAGAGAAAUAGGAGACAUGCAAAAUCUGAUACACCUUUCUUUGGCACAAAACAAGCUGCAAGGAUCUAUACCUGACUCAAUUGGUAGCAUACCGAGUUUGGAUUUUCUAGACCUCUCGAAUAACAAUCUAUCUGGAUCAAUUCCGAUGUCCUUAGAGAAUCUUCGAUAUCUCAACUAUUUCAAUGUUUCCUGUAACAGCUUGCAUGGUGAAAUUCCCUCUAGUGGUCCUUUCAAGAACCUUUCUGGCCUGUCAUUCAUGUUGAAUGAAGCAUUGUGUGGUGCUCCAAGAUUUAGUGUCCCUCCAUGCCCCACUUCUUCAAACCAUAGAUCAAAGCGGAAAAAGUUACUUCUGAUAGUCUUUCCUCUACUGGGAGCUGUUGUGAUAAUUGUUUUUAUAAUAGUGGCAUUUGUGUGGAUGAGGUACAGAAGAGAAGGAAAUGUUCCAGACCAAGCUGAUUUGUUGGCUACAAGGGAACGAAUUUCAUACUACGAAAUAGUACAAGCCACUAACGAUUUUAGUGGGAGUAAUUUCAUUGGUUCGGGGAGCUUUGGUUCGGUUUACAAAGGAAUUCUCAGAAAUGGGACUAUCAUUGCAGUUAAAGUGUUCAACCUACAACUAGAAGGUGCAUUCAAGAGUUUCGAAACAGAAUGUGAAGUUCUUCGCAACCUUCGCCAUAGGAAUCUCACCAAAGUCGUUAGUAGUUGCUCCAACCUUGAUUUCAAAGCUAUAGUGCUGGAGUACAUGCCUAAUGGGAGCCUUGAAAGGUGGUUGUAUUCGCACAACUACUUCUUAGACAUCAUUCAAAGACUAAGCAUAAUGAUAGAUGUGGCAUUUGCAUUGGAAUAUCUCCACCAUGGUUGCUCUACACCUGUGAUUCAUUGUGAUCUGAAGCCUAGCAAUGUCUUGCUAGAUGAAAACAUGGUAGCUCAUGUAAGUGACUUUGGCAUUUCUAAACUACUCGGUGAAGAUGAGAGUGAUUUACACACUAAAACAUUAGCGACGUUGGGCUACAUUGCACCAGAGUACGGAAGGGAGGGAUUGGUGUCGCUACAAUGUGAUGUUUAUAGUUAUGGGAUCAUGUUGAUGGAAACAUUUACAAGGAAAAGGCCUAACGAUGAUAUAUUUGAUGGAGAUCUUAGUUUAAGGAAAUGGGUGAAUGAUUCACUCUCAGAGGCAACAAGCAAGGUUGUAGAUGCGAAUUUGCUAAAGCCAGAAGAUAAGGACAAGAUAGAUUGUGUAGCAUCCAUCAUGAAAGUGGCACUAGAUUGCUCUGUUGAAUCUCCUGAUGAAAGGAUCAACAUGAAAGAUGUUGUAGGAAUGCUACAAAAGAUCAAGAUUCAACUUCUUUCAUGUUCUGCAAGUACAUAAAAACAUUUUAUUCAUGUCACUUAAGGGUAUAGCAAGUGUUUGGUAAACUUCUUAGCUGCAUACAUAGAUUGUUUAUUUAUAUUUUGUUCCGUUUAUAUUUUAUAGUCAUUUACUCAUUUAUAUGCUACCUCCAUAUUAUCUGCUUUUU
Molecule: messenger RNA, 2523 nt
Organism: Lycium ferocissimum
Lineage: Eukaryota; Viridiplantae; Streptophyta; Magnoliopsida; Solanales; Solanaceae
Product: receptor kinase-like protein Xa21
Exons: 2
Coding region: 492-2375 (627 amino acids)
Biological process (GO): protein phosphorylation
Molecular function (GO): protein binding; ATP binding; protein kinase activity
Source: RefSeq, a predicted model, not a curated record